This is a messenger RNA of Closterium sp. NIES-67, 4385 nucleotides long. Lineage: Eukaryota; Viridiplantae; Streptophyta; Zygnematophyceae; Desmidiales; Closteriaceae. The record is from the annotation of a GenBank genome assembly.
AGAGGGAGUAGGUCGCCCUGAUGACGAUGCACGCAACAAGGGUGCGUCCGCCACUGCCCCAGCCACUGGUGCAGUCCUCCUCACCGCAACCACCUGCAUUUCGUCUCCCUUCCCUAUCAUCCUCGCCCUUGCUGCUCCAUACGCCCCCGGCUCAGGUAGUUGCGCCACGCCCCACACCACAAAGGCCCCACUCUGUUCCCAAGCCCCGCAGCCCACAAACGCACCCCCACCUGCACUCACCCCUCAACCCACAACCGCCCCACAACCUUCACACACCAAUCACAAUCCACCCACAACCGCCCCAAACCGUUCUGAAACUCCCCACCAGGCCGCAAACACCCCAGACCUUCCAGGAGCUCCCGUCCGGAAAACAAGACGCCCCAUUGGGUGGCAGCUAACAGGAGGCCAGAAGCGGGCCUUCUGCCUCGUCUUCCGGGCCGUGCCGAGCCUGCGCCAAACCUCCCUCGCCAAAGCUGUUCUGCAGGCUUGGGGGGUGAGCGUGUCCAGGGAUACGGUGCGUAAGCUUGCGAAGCAACGUGAUUGGUGGAUCCGAAUUCCGAGGGGGAAAGAGGAGGAGAUGAGGUAUAGGAAGAGGAGGACUAGCAGGGUGAAGGGGGUGGGGAUGUGUGCACUGCUGGAGGAGGCCCUGGGGUGGUGGAUUGAGGAGAUAGGGGCGGAAGAGCUGGUGAGGAGGGGGAGGAUUGAGAAGGGGAUUCUGGUGCUGAAAGGGAAGGAGAGGGGGCACUCUGAGAAUUCUCAGAAAUCUCUCACAAAUGGGCAGGGGAGAGGUGGCUCUUCGUCUGUGUUUCUGACGCUAGAGAUGAUUGUUGACAUGGCUAAGCAGUUAGGACCGUCCCUAGGUGCGCCUCCUAGCUUUAAGUAUGGAGAAAGAAAGAAGAAGAAAAAGAAGGGAAACAACUGGGUACGGAAAUUUAUUGAGCGGUAUAAGGCGAGGAAGAGAAAGGAGGAGGAGCGGGGGGGGAAAGGAGCAGGGGAAGGAGGGAGGUGGGGGAAAGGCAAGGGAGAGGGGGAGGGGCAGGAGGAGUGGGACGAGGGGGAGGAGGGGGAGGAGGAGGAGGAGGAAUGGUCGGAUGGGGAGUAUCGUGAUGAGGAGGAGGAGGAAGAGAGUGAGGAUGGGGACAAUAGCGCUGAUGAUAAUAUUGAGGAUGAGAGUGAUGAUGAAAAUAACGAGGAUGAGGGUGAUGAUGAUGAUGUGGUGGAGGUUGGGGGAGGAGGAGGAGGAGGAGUGGGCAGGAAGAGAGGGCGGAGACGGCAGGAAUCGGAGCAGGAAAGAGGAGGAAAACGAGGGAAGACUACUGCAGCAGGAAUCACCACUGCUAAACCACCAGGAGUCACCCAGGCCUCCGGCGAUCCAGGGAAAGAGUGGAAUUCGGUUAAAGAGGGAGAAUCGGACCUGUAUGCAUUGGAGAAGUGGGCGGACGAUCCCGACGUCUCUAGCCUCAUGCGGAGCCUUCUCGGGGCGGACUGGCUGACCAAGUAUCCCCAACACAAUGGUAGGGCUGCUGCUGCUGCUGCUGAUCGUGCGAAUCGUGCUGCUGCUCUUGCUGCUGCUGCUGUUCGUGCCCCUGCUCGUGCCAGGGCUCCGAGGCAAAAGGGGCUGUCGGGAAGUUUUUGGGACGGGGACCAUGCUGCUGAUUAUCCUGCUCCCUUCGGCUUCCCUGACUCCGGCUCCCCUGACCUCUUCUCCCCGCACUGUGACUCCCCUCAAAGAACGCCUCCUCCGGAUUCAUCUACACGCCACUCAGGAGCGUUGGGUGGUGGUGGUUCCUGGACAGGCAGGCUCACCGGUACCCGAUUCGCGCACCUCGACCCCCCUCAAGGCACUCCUGCAAGCACAUCUGCGCCCCAGCACAGACCACUGGGCAGCGGCUGUGAGAUGUGGGCGGGAGGUCUCACCGGCCCCCGUGCUGCGUACCUCGACUCCCCUUCGCCGCUUGCCCCCCCUCCUGCAACUACAUUGGCCUCUCCUCUUGCUGGUCGCCGCGUCACAAGAAGCCAGGCAGCUGCAGCAGCAGCAGGCGCAGCAGGCAAUGGAUCCCCUGGUCUGAGCUCCCAGCGGCUGAUUCUGCCCCGCCCACAGGUGGGCUUGUCCCUGCAACACUCCGGCCGAGGACCGCAACCCCUCCCUCGAGUGUAUGGCGUUGCUGGUCAGACGCAGCCUGCCGCUUCGAUUGCUGGUGCUGCACCUGCUGCUGCUUUGCAUGUUGCUGGUACUCCUGCUGAUAUUGCCCGUGCGGCAGGAGGGAUUGCUGCGACUGCUGCUCUGCUUUCAGCACUUGGGGUUGGUGGUGCUGGUGCUGGUGCUGGUGCUGGUGCUUGUACUGGUGCUGGUGCUGGUGCUGGUGCUGGUGCUGGUGCUGGUGCUGGUUUUGGUAAUGCCGGUUUGCUGGGUUUACUGGCAGGUGCGAAUCCACAGCAAGCCCAAGCACCAGGCAACCCAUUGCUGCAACUCCUGGCACUCUUGGCCGCACAGGCAGCAGGAGGAGGGGGUGGUAGUGGUGGCGGUGGUGUUGCUUCUGGUGCUGGUGCUUGGUUUGGUAAUGCAGGCCUCCUUGGGUUACUACCAGGUGUGAAUUCUGUUCAAGCCCAAGCCCAAGCCCAAGCUCAGGCCCAAGCCCAAGCCCAAGCUCAGGCCCAAGCCCAAGCCCAAGCAUUGGGUAACCAACUGCUUCCACUCCUUGCACUCUUGGCUGCAGCUGGGGGGGGGGCGGGAUCCGCAUUGGGAGGUGCUGCCGGGGGAGUUGGAUGCUUACUAGGAGGAGCAGGAGCGGCAGGAGGGGCAGGAGGGGUGGGAGUGGCAAGAGUGGCGGGAUUGGCGGGAGGGGCAGGAGGAGGAGGUAUGGGAGGUGGAGGUGGGCGGGCGGUUAGUGAAAGAGAGGGGAGGAUGGAGAGGAGGGCGCUAGAGCAAAAGGGACGGAGAGGGGAGAGCGCUAGAGAGAGGAGGAGAAGAACGGCGGAGGAGCGGGCUCUGAGGCGAGCGGAGAGGAGACGGGGUGAGAGGGCGGAGAAGUUGUUUGGUAGACGAGGUGCGUCUUUUGAGAGCACGUGGAAUGUGCUGGUCGCUGGGAGGGGAGGGGAAAUUGGAGAACAGGAGGGAGAGAGAGUCAGAGAGACAGGUGAGGGAGGGAGGAGUGGGGGGGCGGUGGGCAGCAGAACUCGGCCGGCAGAAGUUAUUCAGCUUUCGGGAUGUGAGAAAGAGGAGGGAGGGAGUGAGAAUGAGAGUGAGCAUGAGAGUGAGAGUGAGAGUGAGAGUAAAGGGGGAUCAGAUGAUGAUGUGGUAGAGGUGAGGACUAGGGGAGAGAGCAAAGGGGGGACGAGGGAUCGAGACGGAGGGAGGAGGGGAGGAAAGAAGCGAGGGAGAGAGGAGAGAAGAAGAGGGCGUGGGAAAGGAGAUACGAAGCAAGAGAGGAAGGAAGGGCGGAAGGAGGGGAGGGAAAGUAGCCAAGCUCGAAUCACCACCUACUCCAGUGACAACACUGAUAAAGAUGGUUCUAGUGAGGAAGAGGAGGAGGAGGAGGAGGAGGAGGAGGGAGCAGGUUUGCGAUUCUCUGCAUUGAACAGGGCAGCAGUGGCGGUUUCUUCUGCACUUGGCAGCAACCCGGGCCAGGCGUUUGCUCAGAUGGCGCAGGCCGCCUCGAAGGCUGCAUCUGGAGUGGGCUUGCCUCUCUUUGCGGGCGUCAGUACUGCCUCUACUGCCGGGGCUCAGACUGUUACACGCUUCAGUGCCCCAGGCUUUAAUGCUGCAGUCCUCAAUGCUGCUGGUACCGCCAAUUUGGGUCAAAAUUUUAUGCAGCAGCACCUGCGGCAAUCACAGCAACAACAGCAGCAGCGGCAACCACAGCAACAACAACAGCAGCAGCAGCACCAGCAUCAGCAGCAGCAGCAGCAGCAUCAGCAGCAGCAGCAGCAGCAGCAGCAGCAGCAAGGUGCGUCUGGUUACAGAGCGUCCCUUCUGCAGCAGCUAGAGAAGAUGCACCUGCAGCAGCUCAACCACAUAGCUUAUCUGCAGUACCAGCUGCAGCCACUGCAGCAUCAGCAGCAGUGGCAGCGUGCGCAUCUAGAGCAGCGCUUGCAGGAGGCCCAGCAGUUCGCAGCGCAACAAGUGAGAGAGAUGCAACAGCUUAGGGUCAAAUCGAGAAGCCACAACAGCCGCAGCAGCAGCUGAAGCAGCAGCCACAGCAGCAGCCGCAGCAGGCACAGCAGCAGGCACAGCAGCAGGCAUAGCAGCAGGCAUUGGGGGUUGUUCCACCAACCAUGAACUUAGCUCCUUCACAGGUUACCCCCGCUGCUCGUGUUGCUGCUCCUGCCGCUACUCUUGCUCCUGCUGCUGCAUCUGCUGCUGCAUCUGCCACCACAGCUGCUUC